Closterium sp. Yama58-4 is the source of this 1645-nucleotide messenger RNA. NCBI's taxonomy places the organism in Eukaryota, Viridiplantae, Streptophyta, Zygnematophyceae, Desmidiales, Closteriaceae. The record is from the annotation of a GenBank genome assembly.
ACGCGGAGGGGACGGGCAGCCCCCUGUGUGGGCGCGGCGUGUUGAUAACUGCUCCUCCCAAUGCAACCCGCAACCACCUUGGGUUCGCGGGUCCGAUGCGGACAAUCUACCGCUGACGCGCGUGGUGCAGAGGGAUCUGUGGGAGCACCAGCUACGCGGACAAUCUACCGCUGACGCGAGUGGUGCAGCGGGACCUGCGGUGGGAGCACCAGCUGUUCCACGGCAGCUGCGACGGCAAGCGCCUGCUUCCCCACCUUCCUUCCCUCCCCGGGCUUGCUUCUCGCAGGUGCGCGGGUCCGACGCGGACAAUCUGCCGCUGACGCGUGUGGUGCAGCGAGAUCUGUGGGAGCACCAGAUGUUCCACGGCAGCUGCGAGGGCAGGCGCCUGCUCGUCGUGCCGUGGCCCACCAAGACCCACCAUGGCGUGGGCUCGCAGAUACACGUGAUGAGCACGUUCCUCAGCCUGGCUUUUAUCCACAACCGCACACUCGUGCCCGCGCCUGGCUCGUACGACCGGGCCUACACCGAGACAUGCAACUCGACAGGGACAGGCGGGUCGUGGGGUUGCUACUUCUUCCCCAUAGUGAACCCCGACUGUGAGCGCGUGGUAUCAGAUAUGAUCGCCAGCAGCACCAUGCCCCCCUUGUCCUCCGACAAGACGGGGCACAAUCGCCUCGCUGCCUCGGCCGACCCGGUGGUGUAUCUCAACUCGAGCUGCGACAGCCAGAUGAAGUUGGAGGCCCGUGCUGCCACGCUAUGGGGCGAUGCGUACGCGAGGGCCCCGGAUGUGGUGGAGUAUAUGGGGGAGGAGCCACCUGUUGACACCAAACACCCGAUGGUGCACUGGUGGCGAUCGCAGUCAACACGUUUCAUGCUGCGCUGGCCCUCUUCUCACUUAUGCCACCAAACCAACAAGGAGCGCCACACAGCAUACGGCCUGCUAACCGCAUCCCACCACUCUCGCUACACCGAAACGCAGUCCGAGAUCCUACGGGCCGUUACGGGAAACACCCAGAUCAUCGCAGGGAACGCGACCUUCGAAACACCCGAAACACCCGAAUCCAAGAAACUUGCCGAGAUUGCCGCCAGCCCUCCGGGUCCCAUUGAAACGCAAGUGUGGCCUAUCCGGGGUUUCGCAGGGUGCAGUGAGGUGUGCAUGGGUGCAGCGGAUGCCAAGGCGAUAAGGGAGACGUAUGCAGCGGUGGGAAUGGGAGGAGAGCCUUUUGUGAUGCGGCCGAUUGUGAGUGUGCACGUGCGGCAGAGUGACAAGGGCACUGAGAUGCGCCUGUCUCCGCUCGCCACGCACAUGUUCUUUGCGCACCGGCUGCGGCGUUACGUGCCGGACUUGCGAUACGUGUGGCUCAACACAGAGAUGGAGUCCGUGGUCAAGGAAUCAGCUUCAUACCUCGACUGGAAGUUCCUUCACUCCUCCAAUUCGCGCCAGCCCGUGGGUUCCAAAUCGAGCCGAGAGUAUGAGCGCAUGCAGUCGGUGGCAGCGAGCUUCGCGAGUGUGAUCAUCGCGUCGCAGUGCGACUACUUUGUGGGCGCUCUCGGGUCAAACUGGAGCCGAUUGAUAAACGAGCUGCGCUCGACGAAUGGGAGGCUUCUCAAUGGGUUUUAUACAGUCAACAUGGGGGAAUGGUAG